AUGGGCGUAAAAGAAUUCCUCAAGAAGCGGUCCCUGCGCCAAAAGGACAAUGUGCGGACGAACGCGGCCGAGCUGACUCUGAAGGAGUCGCUCUUCCCCAUCUUCUUGGUCACCAUCCUGUUCUUCCUAUGGGGCUUUUCCUACGGCUUACUUGACACUCUGAACAAGCAUUUCCAGGUCACACUUGGCAUCACUAGGGCCAGAUCGUCCGGCUUGCAAGCCGCUUACUUCGGUGCCUACCUCCUCGCCAGUUUGGGUCAUGCAGCCUGGAUUUUGAGACACUGGGGCUACAAGGCCACCUUUGUGUUCGGCUUGUUCCUCUAUGGACUCGGCGCCGUCAUCGCGAUACCGUGCAUCAUCGCAAAGAGCUUUGGUGGCUUCUGCGCUGCCAUCUUCAUCAUCGGCAAUGGUCUGGGAUCCCUCGAGACGGCCGCAAACCCGUACAUCACUGUGUGUGGCCCGCCGAAGCAUAGCGAAAUCCGAAUCAAUAUCUCCCAAGCCUUCAACGGUAUCGGCACCGUUGUGGCCCCCGUCAUGGGAUCAUACGUCUUUUUUAACUUCGACGACGAACGUGCUUUAUCGAACGUCCAAUGGGUCUACCUUGCAAUUGCCGUCUUCGUUUGGUCUCUAGCCAUCGUCUUUUGGUUCUCCCACAUCCCUGAGAUCACUGAUGCCGACAUGGAGUUCCAAGCCUCCGAGACUCACGCCAACACCGAUGUCAAGCCCUUCCGCAAGCAGUACCGCCUCUUCCAUGCAUCCUUCGCUCAGUUCUGCUACACCGGUGCUCAGGUUGCUAUUGCUGGCUUCUUUAUCAACUAUGUGACUGAGCGCCGAGCGGACACUGAUGAUGCGUUGGGUGCCAAGUUUCUGGCUGGUGCCCAAGCAGCUUUUGCAGUCGGACGUUUCGUCGGUGUCGGUAUCAUGCACUACCUCAAACCUCGCUUGGUCUUCAUCGGCUUUCUCACCUGCUGUGUGAUCUUCAUCGCCCCCUCAGUCACACAACACGGUAACACCGGUAUGGCGAUGCUUUACAUUGUUCUCUUCUUCGAGUCAAUCUGCUUCCCAACCAUUGUGGCUCUGGGUAUGAGAGGUCUUGGCAGACACUCGAAGCGAGGCAGUGGCUUCAUCAUUGCUGGUGUAUCCGGUGGUGCAGUUGUCCCUCCUUUGCUUGGUGUUGUGGGCGAUCACAAGGGCAUGGGAAUUGCCAUGGUCAUCCCCCUCAUCUUUUUCGUCCUAGCAUGGAGUUAUGCUUUCGCCGUCAACUUCAUUCCCUCCUACCGAAAUGUCGUCGAUGCUUUCACAGAGACCGAAGUCGGCAUCCGACCCGUCGAGGAGGAGAAAGGAGGAAUUGAGGCCAUCGAGGAAAAGCAGACCAAGAACGCCACCCCCACGUUGCCGUGA
Colletotrichum chrysophilum is the source of this 1401-nucleotide messenger RNA. RefSeq lists its product as uncharacterized. The record is from RefSeq and is a predicted model, not a curated record. The transcript has 5 exons. Gene Ontology annotation, biological process: transmembrane transport. Lineage: Eukaryota; Fungi; Ascomycota; Sordariomycetes; Glomerellales; Glomerellaceae. The coding region runs from base 1 to 1401 and encodes 466 amino acids. Gene Ontology annotation, molecular function: transmembrane transporter activity.